AUGAUGCCAUCUCCAAAACACAGUUCACGCAACUUGCAAUACAUCACCUUUGCAGGUGGAUCGCUGUUUGGGUUCGUGCUUUCAUCACUACUCUUCUUGUCUCAUUUUCAUUUCGAGAGCACCAUUGGUGCUUCCUGUUCGGGUUUGGAUGCGUUGAUCACCACUGCCUCCAAGAAUCAUCAUCUGAAGAGACAACGACGAACAACAAUACCUUCUACUUCAAACGAUGGAUGGAAACAAAUCAAUGUCUUUUACGGGGAUCAAAAGCACAUUGCCGAUGUCACCACACUUCCCAAGCCGUAUUUUGAAGUCAAUCAAUGGUUUUCUCAAUACCGACAAGACGAAAUUGUGGCCCGCCUUUUGAAUUCUAAAAAACAAGGAUUCUUUGUCGAUUUGGCUAGCAAUGAUGCGAUCCGAAUAUCCAAUACGUACGCAUUAGAGACUCAAUUGGAUUGGAAGGGGAUUUGUUUGGAACCCAACCCAGUCUAUUGGGGCGGCUUGGCCUAUCGCAAGUGUGAAGUUGUGGCGGCAGUGGUGGGGAAUCAAACUCUAGAAGAAGUUCAUUUUACCUUUCCCAAGGCCAAGGCGCCAAAGGGAGGGAUUGUGGGUGGACAAUUUGACAACAAGAAUGACGAUAACAAAUUCAAUACGAUACAACGACGGUAUACAGUCACGCUCAAGGAGAUAUUUCAAACCUUCCAGGCCCCUCGUGUCAUUGAUUAUUUGAGUUUGGAUGUGGAAGGGGCGGAAGACUUGGUGCUGUCAUCCUUUCCAUUUACGGAGUAUCGAUUCAACGUCUUGACGGUUGAACGGCCCAGUGAGCCAUUAUCUCAACUCCUCAACGAAAAUGGAUACAGUCUUCUCAAAACACUCAAGGCGGGCAAAGAAACCUUGUGGAUACAUGAUUCCAUUCGGGAAGAAAUCGAUGUGUCUGCAUUGAAAAUUGACUCUCAGAACUACAAGUAUCGAGAAAGCAUGCCAUUGGAACGAAUAGCUCCAGAAGAAAUGAAGAAGGAGUAA
Cylindrotheca closterium is the source of this 1020-nucleotide messenger RNA. NCBI's taxonomy places the organism in Eukaryota, Bacillariophyta, Bacillariophyceae, Bacillariales, Bacillariaceae. The record is from the annotation of a GenBank genome assembly.